GAAUACCUAUUUAAACCACAAAGAAUACUUUCUAAAAAGAUUUCCCUACUUUCCAAAACACAUUUUCACAUACUCAAACCAGUAACCACCGCAACAGAACUCCCUGAAAAUCUCUCCUAGACCGGUAUUUGUCUUUGCUCACUGCGUAUUCAAAAUACCUGAAUGCUUACAACCCAUAAAUUCGAUAGGUCAGCAGUUCAAGGCUGUCCAACUUCGUUAUAACUAAUUUUUCAACUCUGCGUAUGCAGAACAUCCGGGCUAUUUGAAAAAACCCUUUUAUUAAGGGGUCUGUAGUCAGGUGAAGAGUUCAAAUCCCAGCGUGGGUAAAAACAUGUCUUCGAGCAGCGGGCUGACGUUCAAGCUGCAUCCACUAGUGAUAGUGAACAUCUCAGACCACCACACGAGGAUGAAGGCGCAGAGCGCGGCGCAGGGCGGGAGCGUGCCCAGGGUAUUCGGUUGCGUUAUCGGCGUCCAGCGCGGCCGUACUGUCGAAAUAUUCAACAGCUUCGAGCUCAUGUACGACGUCAAGACACACACUCUGAACAGGGACUUUCUCAACAAGAAGACCGAGCAAUAUAAAAAGGUUUUUCCAAAGCAUGAUAUUCUUGGUUGGUAUUCAACUGGGAGUGAUGCUCAAGAAUCAGACAUGCAAAUUCACAGAUCUCUUAUGGAUCUCAAUGAGAGCCCAGUUUAUGUACUUCUCAAUCCUGCUAUCAACCAUGCACAAAAGGAUUUGCCAAUUACAAUAUAUGAGAGUGAGUUGCAUGUUAUUGAUGGAUUUCCAUCAUUGAUUUUUGUGAAAUCAAGCUACACCAUAGAGACUGUGGAGGCAGAACGCAUUUCUGUGGAUCAUGUUGCACAUCUGAAGCCCUCAGAUGGAGCUUCAGCUGCUACUCAAUUGGCUGCACACCUAACAGGCAUUCACAGUGCCAUCAAAAUGCUGAACAGUCGCAUUAGAGUUUUGUAUCACUUCCUUUCAGCUAUGCAAAAAGCAGGUGAAAUACCAUAUGAAAAUUCAUUACUGCGACAAGUUUCAAGUCUUCUCAGGAGGUUGCCUGCUAUAGAGUCACCAAAGUUUCAAGAUGAUUUUCUGAUGGAGUAUAAUGAUACACUUUUAAUGACUUACUUAGCUAUGAUCACAAACUGUUCCAGUACUAUGAAUGAUUUGAUUGACAAGUUCAAUACGGCUUAUGACAAACAAAGCAGAAGAGGAGGCAGAACAGCUUUCCUUUAAUAAUUGGUAUGAACGUGUAGUAUUGGAAUGUGGUUGGUACCUCAUUCUUGGGCUGAAAAUGCCAUCCUGCAUAUUGUAUGCAGACUGCAUUUAGAGGAAAUUUAUGAUAACCUCUGUGGUUUGCACGUCAUUUGAUGUUGCAAUUUUGCGUCAUGCUUACUCAUGUGGAAGAUCAUAAUAAUUUUUAAGUCAGCUACAUGAUAUCUUAGACGCACUGCAUUAGUGAUCCAUUAUUUGUCCUUUAAUAAGGUCAUUGUAAGCACUAUAAGUUCUGACAAUAUGGCAUGGAAGUAUACAAAAUGCCACAGAUGAAAUUGUGGCAUAAUCUGAAUUUGGGAAAACGGACAUUGUGAUAAAAUGAAUGGCUCAUGAUGAAAGAGUGUCACUUUGUAAUUGAUGAUAAAUUCAAAUGCAACUCAUGCCUUACGUAUUUUGUUGAGACAUGAA
Cryptomeria japonica (Japanese cedar) is the source of this 1681-nucleotide messenger RNA. Its product is annotated as COP9 signalosome complex subunit 6a. The record is from RefSeq and is a predicted model, not a curated record. Gene Ontology annotation, biological process: protein deneddylation. Bases 332 to 1234 code for a protein of 300 amino acids. Gene Ontology annotation, cellular component: COP9 signalosome. The transcript is spliced from 9 exons. NCBI's taxonomy places the organism in Eukaryota, Viridiplantae, Streptophyta, Pinopsida, Cupressales, Cupressaceae. Gene Ontology annotation, molecular function: metallopeptidase activity; protein binding.